UCCGCAGCGCCAUUUUUGAUGCUGCGGGUUUGGUGUCGAGUUCACCUGGAGACCUGGUCUGGAAGAAGAAGAAGAAGAAGAAAAUGAACGUUAUCGACCAUGUCCGAGAUAUGGUGGCCGCUGGCCUGUACUCCAAUGUGAGACUGCUGAGCAGCCUGUUAUUGACCAUGAGCGACAAUAAUCCAGAAUUAUUCUCACCAGUGCAGAAGUAUCAGCUACUUGUCUACCAUGCAGAUUCUCUCUUUCAUGAUAAGGAAUAUCGUAAUGCUGAAUCUAAAUAUAAAAUUGCUUUACAACAGAAGAAAGCUCUAAGUAAGACAACUAAAGUGAGACCAGCUGGUGGGGGCACCCCCUCAACUCCACAAACACAGGGAUGUCAACAGAGAGCCAGAAAAGUUUCAGAAUGUCUGCCUUCAGAGAUUGAAGUUAAGUAUAAAAUGGCUGAAUGCUAUACAAUGCUGCGUCAAGAAAGGGAUGCAGUUGCAAUACUGGACACCAUAUCCACUAGGCAGCGCACUCCAAAGAUUAAUAUGAUGUUGGCAAACCUGUAUAAGAAAGCUGGACAGGAAAGGUCAGCAGUCACCAGUUAUAAGGAAGUAUUACGACAGUGUCCCCUGGCUUUGGAUGCAAUACUAGGUCUCCUGUCUCUUUCAGUGAAGGGUGCAGAGGUAGCAUCUCUGACUAUGAAUGUGAUUCAGAGUAUUCCAAAUCUAGACUGGCUAUCUGUUUGGAUCAAGGCAUAUGCUUUUGUUCACACUGGUGACAACACCAGAGCAAUCAAUACUAUCUGCUCCCUGGAGAAAAAGUCAUUAUUGCGGGAUAAUGUGGAUUUAAUGGGAAGCCUAGCAGACUUGUAUUUUAGAGUGGGUGACAACAAAAAUGCAAUCUUAAAGUUUGAGCAGGCUCAGAUGCUGGAUCCAUAUAUAAUUAAGGGAAUGGAUGUAUAUGGGUACCUUUUGGCAGGUGAGGGUCGACUAGAGGAUGUCGAAAAUUUAGGUGGACGUUUAUUCAACAUUUCUGAUCAGCAUGCAGAACCAUGGGUUGUGUCGGGGUAUCAGUGUUUGUACAGCAAACGAUAUUCACGUGCGCUGUAUCUGGGGGCAAAAGCAAUUCAGCUGAAUAGCAACAGUGUACAAGCCUUACUAUUAAAAGGUGCAGCUUUGCGAGCCCUAGGCAGAAUCCAGGAAGCUAUCAUACAUUUCCGAGAAGCAAUGCGCCUUGCUCCUUGCCGAAUGGAUUGCUAUGAGGGUCUAGUUGAAUGCUAUUUGGCUUCAAACAGCAUACGUGAAGCAAUGGUGAUGGCGAAUAAUGUUUUCAAAACACUCGGUCCAAAUGCCCAGACCUUGACCCUUUUUGCCACUGUAUGCUUGGAAGACCCAAUGACGCAAGAGAAAGCAAGGACACUGCUGGAUAAAGCUCUGGCACAGAAAUCAGAUUACCUGAAAGCAGUAGUGAAAAAGGCAGAGCUUUUGAGUCGAGAACAGAAGUAUGAAGAAGGUAUAGCUCUUCUGAGAAAUGCACUGGCAAAUCAGAGUGUUUGUGUUCUACAUCGGAUGCUUGGAGAUUUUCUCGUAGCUGUAAGUGAUUACCAGGAAGCAAUGGACCAGUACAGCAUUGCAUUAAGUAUGGAUCCCAAUGAUCAGAAGUCUUUAGAGGGAAUGCAGAAGAUGGAGAAGGAAGAAAGUCAGACUGAGGCAGCACAAGAGGAGGAUGUGGACGACAUGGAAGGUAGUGGAGAAGAAGGGGACCUGGAGGGAAGCGAUAGCGAGACUGCACAGUGGGCAGAUCAAGAACAGUGGUUUGGCAUGCAGUGAAAAAAACAUUGAAAUCCUCACAAAUAAUUACUUGUAGGCCUUUUCAAAUGAACUGACACGUUUGGAAUCCGUGCUUCUGCUAUUACCCAAAUGGGUCGGAUUUUAUAAGUAAUAAUCAUUGAUUCACAAUACAGAGGAAAAUACAUCGUUCAGAAUUUCAACUUUUAUUUCACAAGGUACAUUUCUACUGUGACCAUACACCUUUGUACAGAUUUGAUUUUAUUGCUUUACAAAAGCCCUUUCCUCUCCCCAUAAUGUUAAUCCAGACCAGUUAACUGAUGUAGUGACAUUGGAAUGGGCUUGUGUGAAAUAUUUUUGAUGCUGAGUGUUGUUUAUAAUUUACAUAUUUCAGUUUGAGAAUGUUCAUCUUUCAAAUUGAUGAAAGCAACAAAGUGAGCCUAAUGUUUCAGAUGAAGGGAUUACUUCAAUUCACGUUAAACAAAGCUCUGGAUGCUGAAAUAAGCAUUUUAAUUCACGAAAGCUUUAAAAUUUAAUGUGGGAUGGCCAAGAAAGGGAUAUUUUUUAAAAAUUGUGAAUCCUGAAGCUAAAUUUUAAACAGCAAGUGAUGGAUUUCUUAUUACUGUUGUGUUCAGAGAUUUGAAAUGUUGACCACCAUCAGUUUUAUUUUGAAUUGUUCUCCCUCUUCCAGUGGACUUUCCCAUUGACACCACUAUUUUUUCAACAUCAAACCCAGUGGAAUAGAUUUUCAGCUGCUAAAUUCCCAGAUCCAUUUGAGUUUUACAUUACAUUAUUAAAACCAGGAUUUAUUGGAACACCUCUGUAGCAUUUGUUAUUGGCUAGCUCUUUGAGUGUGCAAGAAGUAAAUUCUGGACAUUACUGCAUCCACUGGUUCCUACAACUUAUUAUUUGUAUUAAGUCUUUUUGAUAGCUGUGAUGUUUUGUGUGUACUCACCAGCCAGUUCUUGCAAGAACAUAAUGUUUUGAUAUUUCUAUUGUGUAUUUUGUAAAGUAUGCAAAGGUGGAAUAAAAUUUUGCCGUACUAAUUAAAAUGUAUACAAUGUAUACAUAGCAGUUAUGAGCAUCAUUGUGUAUGAAAUGCACGUAUUUUUUCCUUUAAAAUAAAAUAAAUAAUGUCA
This is a messenger RNA of Carcharodon carcharias (great white shark), 2911 nucleotides long. RefSeq names its product anaphase promoting complex subunit 7 (gene anapc7). Gene Ontology annotation, biological process: cell division. NCBI's taxonomy places the organism in Eukaryota, Metazoa, Chordata, Chondrichthyes, Lamniformes, Lamnidae. The transcript is spliced from 12 exons. Gene Ontology annotation, molecular function: protein binding. Bases 84 to 1814 code for a protein of 576 amino acids. The record is from RefSeq and is a predicted model, not a curated record.